Molecule: messenger RNA, 387 nt
Organism: Schistosoma spindalis
Lineage: Eukaryota; Metazoa; Platyhelminthes; Trematoda; Strigeidida; Schistosomatidae
Source: the annotation of a GenBank genome assembly
AUGAAACGUAGUAUAUCUGAAGAAAAAAAGUGGUGGCAUCCAAACAAAUUACCACCAAUUGGUUACCAAUCCAAUAUUCUUCAUGAUCAUGAUAGGAAAUCAUUUUAUCCAUUCAAUAGUGAAUUGGGUUAUAGAAUUUUUAAAAGAAUAAUAGAAAUGAAGCGAACAAGUAUGAAACAGGAAAACGAUCAAGAAAAUCCAUAUCAUUCAAAAUAUGUUAAUCAAAUGAAUAAUGAUGAACAUUUUCUUUUAAAGCAUGGUGUUUGUUCACAAAAACCUAACUCAAUUUCGUCGAAUUUUGCAUUCAAUCAAUUGAGGUCCAUAGAAAAUAUGUCAGAAUUUCAUUCAACCCUAAAAUGUGACAUCGAUGAUAUGGAUCAGUCGUAG